AUGUGUCAAUUGACGCAUGUGGUGCUUGUAUUUGUGAAUUAUAAAGAAUUCUGCAACGUCACCGCACCGCCGGACAGCCAAAAUUGUUUACCGCAAAAUCAUUUUUAUUACCCCGUGUUACAAUAUAAGUGGAGAGAUGGCCGAGUUGGUCUAAGGCGUCACGUUAAGGCCGUGAUCUCUUCGGAGGCGUGGGUUCGAAUCCCACUCUCUUCAUUUUGUGUCGUGCCCAAAUUUGUCGUUCCCGAUCUGGGUUGGUCUUCCUUUUACUAUAACAAAGUCAAAAGGUCAAACCCACUGGGGAUCAAGGAGUAUACGUAA
This is a messenger RNA of Phycomyces blakesleeanus NRRL 1555(-), 318 nucleotides long. RefSeq lists its product as hypothetical. Bases 1 to 318 code for a protein of 105 amino acids. The record is from RefSeq and is a predicted model, not a curated record. NCBI's taxonomy places the organism in Eukaryota, Fungi, Mucoromycota, Mucoromycetes, Mucorales, Phycomycetaceae. The transcript has 2 exons.